Messenger RNA from Rana temporaria (common frog), 1301 nucleotides. RefSeq names its product oocyte zinc finger protein XlCOF6.1-like. NCBI's taxonomy places the organism in Eukaryota, Metazoa, Chordata, Amphibia, Anura, Ranidae. The transcript is spliced from 3 exons. The record is from RefSeq and is a predicted model, not a curated record. The coding region runs from base 76 to 1269 and encodes 397 amino acids.
GAGGAUCCCACCAUCCCUCCCCAUCAGGGUGAAAAACUGAAAGACAUCAAAGUUGAGGUUAAUAACGAAGAGGAGAUGUUGAAGAGUGGAACUCAGCAGUCUAUGGAAGGCGGAGGUCCUCUAUCUUCCCGGGAUUCCACACAGGAAUAUCACAGCUAUACACACCAUGAACAUGAUGAAGAACUGAAAGACAUCAAAAUUGAAAUUAAAGAGGAAGAAGAAGAGAGGUUGGUGAGUGGAGAUCAGCAGUCUAUGGAGGAGGGGGAGAUGAUUAUGGAAGGUAAACAGGAGGAAUCUUCUCUACAUAUGGACACAAAUGGACAGUAUAUUUCAGAGGGAAAUUGUAUAUUACCUGCAGAUUUUAAAUCCGAAGAAAAUCGCUUAAUACAGUCUUCUUCAGGAGAAAAUUCCAUCACUAAAAUGAUACAUCACCGCUACUGUUUGAAGACAUCAAUGGAUUCCUCUUAUCCUGAGAAAUCUUCUGAUGAAUCACAUACUAUGAAUUCAGACAUCAAUCUCUGUUCUCCCAGUGUGGAUAGAGCAACAUAUCCAUCUGAUCCCAAGGACUCCUCAUUAGGUAAUGAAGGGAUUCACAUAGAGGAGAAUCCAUACUCGUGUUUGGGGUGUGGGCAAUCUUUCAGGAUGAAAUCCGAACUUCUUGUACAUCUCAGGUCUCACACCAGCGUGACCUUUUCAUGUUCAGAGUGCAGGAAAUCUUUUACUGAUGAAAAAGAACUUCUUUUACACCAGAAAACUCACAAGAGUGAGAAUACUUAUUCGUGUUCAGAGUGCGGGAAAUGUUUCACUGAGAAAAAAGGACUUCUAUGGCACCAGAGAAUGCACACGGGUGAGCGUCCUUAUUCAUGUUCAGCCUGCGGUAACUGUUUCACUAGGAAAAACGCACUUCUACAACACCACAAAAUUCACACGGGCGAGCGACCGUUUUCUUGCUCGGAGUGUGGGACAUCUUUCACCCGGAAAGGAAGCCUUACUAUACACCAGAGAAGCCACAAAGGCGAGUGGCCCUUCUCUUGUUCAGAGUGCGGGAAGUGUUUCACCGUGAAAGCCAAACUGCUCGCACACCAGAGGAGCCACACCGGCGAGCAUCCUUUUUGCUGUUUGAAGUGCGGGAAAAGUUUCACAUGGAGAGGAAGCCUUAAUAGACACCUGGAAAGUCACAAUGGAGAGCGUCCGUUUUCAUGUUCAGAGUGCGGGAAAUGUUUUAUACGUAAAGAACAUCUAGUUAAGCAUCAGUUUACACACGUCUGAUGAUACUGUUAAUAAAUGUAUAUUGGCAUUAA